Molecule: messenger RNA, 377 nt
Organism: Camelina sativa (false flax)
Lineage: Eukaryota; Viridiplantae; Streptophyta; Magnoliopsida; Brassicales; Brassicaceae
Source: RefSeq, a predicted model, not a curated record
CAGGUUUAAGACUUUAAAAACAAUGGCUGGAUUUCCAGGUUUUAGUUACCUUGGUCCAAAAAGCAAGAACACGGUUGUAGCGGGAGGAUUAACGGCUUUUGUUUUUGGGGUAUACUUCUACACAAUGAGGGCUGUUGGUGGCACGGACGAACUUCAGGUGGCUAUUGACAAGUUCGAAGGCCAAAAACCAGUUGAGACUGACACCAAGGUUCCAUCUAAAGUCUAAUCCUCACCGGCUUGUUAUGUCCAACCAAACUCGUUGUUGUUUAUCUUUUGUCUUCAAAGUUCUUUACUUCACUCUCGUUCGUCAGAUUGGUAUCUGUGUUUGAGUCUCAGUCCAAUCCCUAAUACAGUGUUUUAAACAAGAGAAUUCUGAU